AUGAAAAUGACAGGCAGACUGCUGGCUCUAGUGUUUCCGGUACUAGCCGCAGGUUUCGUGGACUACGGCCAUGUUCUUCCAGUCAGCUACAGCCUCGAUACAAAGCCUCUACUCGCUCAUAACACCAAGUACACUGGACAAUCAAUCGUACUCUCUAGCGACAGACCAGUCCUAACAAUCGACUAUGGCGUCGAAGUGGUCGGCUUUCCCUUUUUCGACAUCGAGACACUAUCUGCACCAACGCAGGUAGAAGUCAAAUAUGCAGAAGACUUCACAGCAUUCAACAAUCCCUACAGCGAUGGACCAUGGACCUUUUCCAACGGACUUUCCAGUUCCUUCCGCACAGAAACAUUCGAACUCUCCAAGUCUGGACGCCAACAAGCUUAUUUCCUACAAGGCGGCCAACGAUGGCAAACCAUACGACUCCUCACAAACACGACUGUCACUUUCAGAUCUCUAGGGCUGAAUUCAACUUCUGAGAACAAGCCUUCCUCAGCAUUUGUUGGCCAGUUGCACACAUCGAAUGAGCUCUACGACAAGAUCUGGGACCUCGGACCAAGAGUCUUACAAGCCGCUUGCAUUGAUGCUGGUAAUGCACCUUCGACUGGGGACAUCACAUCAGAUGGUGCCCUUAUUCGUGGUCAACAGACCGCGCAGUCGAACAAUGGAAGCACUUUCGCGAAUUACACGUUGUCCUUCAAGACCAAGAUUGUUCGUGGCGGCACAGGUUGGCGGGUGGGAAGCACGAUCGGCACACCUCGAGGGCAUGUCUUGUACCUGACUUCCAAUUAUCCGGAGGAGACGACCUUUGUCAACACAAACCGCAGCUUGGUGCCAGCCAACACUCUGGUCUACAACUACGGAUUCUCCAUCGUCAAUCAAUCAACGCUAACCACAGGCUGGAAUCAAUGGUUUCCCAUCAAUCGCACAAUCGCAGAAAACGUCUGGUACACCAUCACCACAACUCUCAGCCACACUUCACUCGACAUCUUCCUCGACGGAAAGCUCAUCGCCUCAAUUCCCCAAGACGAAGCCAACUACCUCUCCAGCCGAGGCCCCUCCUACCUCGGAGCUCUCAACCCAACAAGCGGAACCUUCGGUCUCGGCCCCUGGGCGGAUCAAAUCGCCUACUACAAAGACAUCCUCAUCACGUCCCAGAACGGCACGACACUCUACAGCAAUGAACUGACAUCUGACUCCACGCUCUCCGAGUUCAACAUCGCCCCCCUAACACAAAGCGUCUGCCUCGACGGCGCAAAACGCGACCGCCUAGUCUGGGCCGGAGACUUCUAUCACACAGCCAAAAUCCUCUCCUCAUCAACCGCACGCUGGGAUUACAUUCUCGGCACAAUAAAUUUCGUCCUCGAUCGUCAACGGAAACCAAAUACAAAGUUCGCAGGUCUCGUACCUAUGAGUGCAACACUAGGAACCAGUUCUGCAGAACAAUAUACCAAUGUAUUCGGUGAAACGGGUUAUGGCGGAUUACUCGAUUAUCAAGAUCUAUUCCUCGCUUCUGUGGGGUAUUAUUUUCUCGCGACGGGGGAUGUACAAAAUCUGAGGCCGAGAUGGGAACAAAUCAAACGCGUUUUCGAAGCGAGGAAGGAAUUUAUUGAUCCGUAUUCAGGACUUAUUGCUGAUGGAGAGAAUGGAAUUCCUGGGAGUUAUUUCUUGGGGCCUGUGAAUGGGAGUGCGCCGACGGGGUUGGCGGCUUAUGCUUACAAAGAGCUUAUCCCGCUUGCGGAGGCGUUGGACGAUGCAGAGGCUGCGCGAGAUUUGAAUGAGACGAGUCAGGGACUGAUUGAGAAUUUGAAUUCUCAGCUGUGGAAUGAUUCUACGGGUGUCUAUGACCUUUCUGUGGACGAUCGCGGGAAUUUCUCGUUUACUGGGAUUGCUUGGGCUAUUCUAUCCGGCGCAGCGAAUUCGACGCAAGCCGCGGCUAGUAUUGCGAGGUUGCCGGAACUUCGUUUGGGGGUUGGGUAUAAAACCUCAACUGCGGACGAGUCUAGCAAUAAGACCCAGCUUUCGGCCAAUACAGGCGGUUUCCUCCUCGAAGCUCUGUUCAAAGCUGAGCGCGAUCUUGGAGUCAAGAAUUUGACUGUGGCGAAGUCGCUGCUCGAUGAUUUCUGGAGCCAGAUGGUUACUCAGGAAGAGUAUUACUCCGGAGCAAGCUGGGAGUAUGAGUAUCCUGAUGGCAAGCCUGGCAUCGAUCUCUUCACCUCUUUGGCUCAUCCUUGGGGCGCAGCACCAACAUACGUGCUGCCGCAGUACGUGGUAGGAGUGACUGCGCUUGAGCCUGGGUUCAAGACUUGGUCUUUCGAGCCCAUGAUUGGAGCAUUGGGUCUGAUGAACGCCAAUGCCACGACUUGGACGCCUGUUGGACCCAUUGAGGCAAGUUGGGAACUUGUUGGCAAAGAGGCAAUCGUGAGAGCCCGUGCGCCGAAGGGCAUAACCGGUGUGUUGGUUCUACCAGACGGCGCUGGCAAGAAGCGUAUUCGUAUCGCAGGAGGCAGACGGUUCCAGAUCAAGUGCAAAAAUUGGUCGUAG
This is a messenger RNA of Cercospora beticola, 2544 nucleotides long. RefSeq lists its product as uncharacterized. Lineage: Eukaryota; Fungi; Ascomycota; Dothideomycetes; Mycosphaerellales; Mycosphaerellaceae. Gene Ontology annotation, biological process: carbohydrate metabolic process. The record is from RefSeq and is a predicted model, not a curated record.